Messenger RNA from Neocloeon triangulifer, 1851 nucleotides. Its product is annotated as vanin-like protein 2. Bases 247 to 1695 code for a protein of 482 amino acids. The record is from RefSeq and is a predicted model, not a curated record. Lineage: Eukaryota; Metazoa; Arthropoda; Insecta; Ephemeroptera; Baetidae. The transcript has 5 exons.
UUAAGAUAAUUUAUUCCGUUAUAUUAAUUUUUAUUUUACAUGCAUUUCACUCCUCCGAUUGUGAAUCAUGCACCAUAAUAUCUUAUUUGAAUAGUUGCGGUGUGCACUUUCGCAACAAAUGAAAGACGAAAUUCAAUUGCACACCAGCAGCAGAGUUGUAGCAAGGUCAUCCAGUUUUUAUUUCAGUAUCUGUUUAUAUUUCUUUUCGGAUAACCUUUGCUGGAGAUGUGUUUAUAAAUUGUUCACAUGGAACUGAAAUGGAAAGUAGCUGCACUAGUUAGUGUAUUAGGGAUAUGCUUAUUCCUUUUCACUGAAAACGGAAAACCGUUGGACGUUCAAAGUUCGUCUGUGACUGGCCAUAGUUACGUAGCAGCCGUUGUCGAGUUUUCUCCUAAAGGCAGACUAUCCAAUGUUACAACCGCUGAUGUUGAGGAAAACCUUAAAAGCUAUGGAAACUUUGUUGCUGAAGCUCGAAGCCAGGAAGCUGACAUUAUAAUUUUUCCCGAAUAUGGCCUGACAACCAUUUCGCCGUACAAUCAACGAGACUUGGCACUCGAGUUGAGUCAGGUCGUCCCAGCCCCUGGUGAAAACAUGUCACCUUGUGAUUCCGACAACGAAGAAGAGGAUUUUAGAGUUACUAAGAAACUCUCGUGUCUGGCAAAGGAAAAUGGAAUUUAUUUGGUUGUCAAUCUUCUUCAAAAGGUCAUGCAGGACAACAAACCUUUGCUCUACAACACUGAUGCUGUGUUUGAUAGAAAUGGGAAAAUUAUUGCAAGAUAUAGGAAAUUUCACUUGUUCGGAGAAAUUGCUCUCAAUGAGACAGAAAUUCCCGAUAUUACGACCUUCGACACAGAUUUUGGAAUGACCUUUGGUGUCAUCACUUGCUUCGAUCUGAUGUUUCGGACUCCAGCUGUUGAUUUGGUACGUCGGCAACUGGUCGAUGGAAUUGUUUUUCCCACAGCUUGGUUCUCUGAGUUGCCAUUUCUUACUGCCAGCCAAGCACAGGCCGCCUGGUCUGCAGGGAUGCAAGUGGACUUGCUCGCAUCUGGAUUUAACAAUCCCGUGGUUGGCAGUACAGGCAGCGGAGUUUAUCAAAAAGGGAAAUUUUACACAACCAUGAUGUCUUCGGAAGGUAACAAAAUUUUAGUCUCUCGAGUUGGUGCUGGCAGCGCAGAAACCAAACUAGAAACAAAGUGCGGAUUCAAGACUUUAGAAGAGGACCUGAGCAAAUACACAGCAAAGGCUCUCACUGUUAGCAAUCAGCCUCAGAAGGAGACGGUGUGCAGUUCUGAGUUAUGCUGUCAAGUGAAUUACCGAAUAAAUUCAAACGGGCUAAAUCAUAGGAACAUCCACUUCCAAAUUUUGGUCUUCAGUGGGGAGCGAAUUCACGCAAAUAUUUAUAAAAGCAAAAUGCAGGUUUGCGCUGUGGUGGCCUGCGCAAGCUCUGAAAAGCAAAGCUGCGCCCACAAUUUUGAUAAAUCUAAAUAUUCGACCAAUGUGUUGUUUUCGAGCUUGGAAAUUUCGGGAAAUUUCUCCAAUGAUGCUGUUCUGCCCAAUACAUUGAACUCUCACAAUUGUGGGCCAUUGAAGCCUGAAGAAUUUAAUUUUUCUUCGCAGAACACAUUUUACUCUAUUCGUGCUCGUCAGCCAAGUAGUGGCAUCCACACUUUCGGGCUGUACAGUCAUGGCUUCUAGUUCAAUAACAAGCUACAUCAUAAUUAUGUAGUACAUUAAUUUUUUAUUUAGAAAUUGCUCCUUUUGUGUAAAAUUGAACUGCGUCACUUUUGACUGAAAUUGUAUGCAAAAAAUGUAAGGAAAAUAUGAAAAAAAAAAAAAAAAACGAAAACAAAA